Molecule: messenger RNA, 3440 nt
Organism: Limulus polyphemus (Atlantic horseshoe crab)
Lineage: Eukaryota; Metazoa; Arthropoda; Merostomata; Xiphosura; Limulidae
Product: kinase suppressor of Ras B-like
Exons: 13
Coding region: 353-2368 (671 amino acids)
Biological process (GO): protein phosphorylation
Molecular function (GO): ATP binding; protein kinase activity
Source: RefSeq, a predicted model, not a curated record
CCCGCGCUAGUGUGCCGUGCCGAUCGAUAAGCAGGAGCUAGUUUAGCUUCCCUUACGCUAUGAACUCAUUAACAAGUUAGCAGUCGGAGCUUUCUCACAGCAAGAAUCAGUCACGUUUUUCUAAACUUGUCUGUAUCUUCUCGUUCCCUCUAAAUAACCCGCUUACUUGAUUAUUUUAUCUUGCAACAUUUAAUCCAGUUUUUGACUAUGUAUGCCUAAAUCACAAAAUUCCCUGCGCGUGAGUAUUCCCCGGUUAGUAGCUGGCUUCCCCCAAAACAUGGAGUCCGAACGUGAAGAACUAAAACACAAGACUAACUAACUGCCUUCUUUAGUCAUAAAAGCAACAUAAAAUAUGGCCGAUCGGAGGAAAAGGUUAUACAGAAGUUUGUCUACACCUCGUCGUUGUUCAAUUUGUCAGAAGAUGGUGUAUUUUACAGCCUUCCGAUGUAAAGAUUGUGGAAACGUCACGCACGACUCCUGCGAAGGAAAGAGGGAACCAUGUUGCUAUAGCAACACAAAUAGUCACAGGAGCGCCAUUCAGAAGCCCCUAGCCAGAGGUAAAAGUACUGAUGUAAAAUGGUACCCGGACACUGAAAAAACUGACGUCAUAUCUUUGGAUACAACUGAAAGUAACGAGCCACGUAUGUCGGCAAAUUAUAUUUACAACAUAGAGGUAAAACCAUCGCCAUCUAGUGGGAACACCAAUGGUUCUUUUGCUUUAUCAAGCUUACAAAAAGUAGUGCACUGGCUUGCUCAGCGACGCAGAAAUCGUGAAAUGAGCAAAGCAAACGCUGCCGAUAAACAUGCCAAAGCAAAAUAUGGGUUGAACCAAGGCAACUUAAGUGAAAAACAAACCCGCAAAAAAUUAAAGGCACUCUUGAAAAACUGUCCGAGAUCUAAUAGUGCUGUUUUAAGUUUAACUUGCUCAUCCAGAGCUUGUACCUGUGGGUGGAAUCACCUGCCAAUCACUUCAAGUCAAUCAACCAUUCACGCAUCUCUCAUCUCCCCAAAUGGCAGUUUGUCUUCUAGUAGCUGUCUGUCGUCCACCUCUUCCGCUGCUCAGACUCCUUCCGAUACGGAAUCCGAUUAUCGUAUUAGGGUUAACGACAGAAUUCCUCUUUGGUUGGAUAAAACUUACCAUGAAACUCGAUCUUCGUGCUUUUCUUCUAGUGGUGGUGCUACAUCUGCCUCCUUGAUGUCCGACACCAAACUUCCUGAUGUAAACUGUAAUCACAACCAGUGUAUCAAUCCACAAGGGCGAUGUGCUAAGAGGUGGUUGACUAAAGCAAGAACUCUUAGUAUAGAAAACAAAAGCUCACCAUCACACAGGCUCUGUUCUACAUGGCCCCCUGACGACGUACGUGUCAGCUCACUGGACGACCUUAUUGAUGACGACUCAGAAUCCGGUAUUGGAGACUGUGAAGACCAGGACGAGUGCUCGUCUCAAACGCAGAGAACAGAUGCAAGAGAAACGUUAGGGGAAUGGUGUAUACCAUUUAAUGAUCUUCAGUUUGGCCAGCGACUUAGGCACGGACGUCAAGGUGACAUCUACCGAGGACGUUGGCAUGGUGAAGUGUUGAUCUACACUUUCAGACAACAAAGACAAACAGAACUUUGUCAGUUUUUGGAUGAUGUCACGCAGCUGAGCAUGAUACGUCACGAAAACGUAGUUCUUUUCAUGGGUGCAUGUAUAGACCCGCCUCAACUUGCCGUUAUCACAAGUAUGAGGAAGGGACCUCUACUGUUCGAACACAUUCACAUCAAGCAUCAUAGACUGUCAUUCUUCACUAAAAUCAGCAUAGCCCGACAAAUCGCCCAGGGACUGGGAUAUCUCCACGCCAAAGGAAUAAUUCACAAGAAACUGAACUCCAGAAACGUGAUCCUCGAGAGCCGCGUGAAAUUGUGUCUCAUGGAUCAGGGAAUGCCGGACUCCAGACUGGAUAGGGCAGAGUAUGGCUGUGUUCCACGUGGUCAUCUGGCUUACCUCAGCCCAGAAUUAAUGCGAAACUUGCAGAUUGAACCUCCUAAAAUUUACUCCACGGUGUCCAACACAAAAGAAACGGACAUAUUUGCAUUUGGGUCCAUAGUGUAUGAACUUCUUGCAGAGUACUUCCCAUUCAGCGAAAUACCUCCUCAUUCUGUCGUUUGGUUAAUAGCCACUGGAAGACGCCAAUGUCUUAGUAACCUAAAAUGUACAAAUGGACUAAAGAGUUUAAUCCUCCAGUGCUGGUCUCACACCCCUUCUGACAGACCAGAUGUUGCAUACAUUAUUAAACAACUACAAGAAAGUUUUUCACUACACAAACGACACAGUAGUUCAGAGCCUGAACGUUUACACAGGUUGGGUCGGAGUUUCUGUGGAAGAUAACUGGACAAGCAUCCCACAAGCUGGACAACAGAUCAAAGUGUUAGUGCAAGAGAAACGUAUAGCCAGCAAUGACAGUCUUAAAGUGAAGUCCACCCAUCUGGUUUUCUUCCGUGUAUUGUGUGUUAGUAGAAGCUACGUGAUGCUGGAAGCAUUAUGGAAUGGCACUCCCUAAACAACUUAAAUCUCUUCUGAACCACAAGGAAUUAGGCAAAGAAUCUGUUUUUUGGAAGAGGGGGGUUUGAUGGUGGUGCUAAUAUACUGAACUAAAUGCAACAUGUUAUAGGAUGAAAAAUAAAGUGUAUUCUGAUAGUUUGUUGGAAACUUUGGAAGGUGAUAACAGAAAUUAAUUUAGAAAAAAUAUUAGUUUCAAAUACAAUCAAAGUAAAAACUAGUACACUAAGUUUACCCUGUCUGUGAUUGUAGGGUGGACUGUAUUCAGUUUCAGGUCUUAUUCAUCCAGUCAACAUUCUUAUCCUGAAUGGAAGACCACCAUUUCCUCAGUAGUUCCUGUUUAAAUACGUUCCAGAUGUGAUUUAUUUGUGUACCAGUUUACUUAGCUACAUCUAACUGUAAAUAAACAAUUUCAGAAACAACAGUCUUUUCCAUGAGGUUUUAAUGAUUGUUGAAGCUAGUCGUGUAAUUUUAAUAUUUUUAAAUUCUCAUGUACGAAGAUAUUUUUGUCAAACUGUGUAUACUUUUGUUUUAUAUCAUUUAUUCUCACAGCUGUAUUUACCUGGAUGAUUUCUCUUAAAGAAAAAGCACAUUGUAGGAAAUAUCUCCGGUAGCAUAUGUGACACUGUGAAUCAAGUGUUGGAAAAUGUAUUAGAGUAUAUAAAAUAACGACCUUUAUUUCCAGAAUGUAUCCGUAUUAGCUGAAUAUUUCACUAUUCCAGUUUCGUCAGGAGAUAUCAAUAUCCUACAAGUUCACUAAUACAGUUAAACUAAACUGGAAUUUGUAUCUGCUGAUGAUGCUGGAAUAGUGAAAUACUGAGUUAAUAAAGAUACAUUCUGGAAAUAAAGGUUAUUUACCUUAAUAGAAAUGUAUCAAUAAAUUCCAGUUUGCAUUAAACAA